Molecule: messenger RNA, 1131 nt
Organism: Leptosia nina
Lineage: Eukaryota; Metazoa; Arthropoda; Insecta; Lepidoptera; Pieridae
Source: the annotation of a GenBank genome assembly
AUGAACAAGCGCGGGAAGAGAAACAUUGGCAUGAUAAGGCUGGGGAGAUGCGUCGCAUUUUUAGCAGCCGCAGCGUUUUUGUUACCGUUCACUAUUCUUUUAAUGGUAGCUGAUCAGCAAUAUAAUCUCACCUACAAUUCGAAACGAGUGUUCUACCAGGAGAGUGACUUCUAUAAAAUAAAUGGAACGAUAUACGCUCCAGUAACGACACCUUUUUUUCGGACGCAGUUCGUAUUUGAGAACGGCUCACGCGAUGACGGACUUCUAUCACGAGAGAAGUUUCUGGAAGUGGGAGCCAGGAUGGACGCAAGACGAAAUUAUUUGCGGAGCGAGUGUUCCAGACUCGGUCUGGAUAAGUCUAGUCAGAAGGCGUACGCUUGGGAAUACCUGAUCAAUCGACAACACCAUGUCAUAUGGUGCAACAUCUUCAAAGCAGCGUCAACGUCUUGGAUGUACAAUUUCAAUUUGAUGGCGAACUACACCGCGGCGUUCCUGAACAGAACGAAAGAGGUGCCCUUAGAGCUCGCUAGGAAACGAUACGCGAGGCCCACCGUGGAGAUGAUUAGGAAAGCGCAGGGGGAUUCGAUCACGUUCCUAAUAGUCAGACACCCGUUAGAGCGGUUGGCCUCCGCGUACAAUGACAAAAUCGUUCACGCUUGGCCGAAGUCGUUUCAUGACAAAAUGGGGCGUAGGAUCAUCAAGAAGUACAGGAAGCCAACAGAUUCAAAACCGACCCCUAACGAGAGGUAUCCAGUAUUCGAAGAGUUUGUAGCUUAUGUACUUGAUGAAGCUAAAGCUAAACGAACCCUGGACAUGCAUUGGACUCCAUAUACGAGCUUCUGCACGCCCUGCAAGUUCAAUUUCGAUGUCAUCCUAAAAUUUGAAACCCUUGACGAAGACCAAAGGUUUUUGAUUCAAAUGGCGCGGCUUCAAGACAUCAUUAAGCCAGAAUGGCGGAACAGUGGCAAGGGAACCAACACGUUGCAUAACAUUAAUCAUCUUUAUUCGAGACUUACGAAGUCACAGCUAGACGGCCUUUAUAACUUGUACAAGUAUGAUUUCCAGCUCUUCAAUUACACAAUUAAUAAUUACUACGACAUCAUACAAACAGAGGGCACCGCUCGUGGCUGA